AUGAGGGGAGACGCUCCACAACGAGGCAUGAAGACCACAUGUCUGUGGGCCGCCGCUCCUCUGCUGCUGCUGCUGCUGCUGCUGCUGUCACUCAUCUCUCUGGUUUCCUGUGCUGAUUCACCGUCUUCAGGAAAUUCGAACUUGAGAGAGAGCUCGAAACCCAAAGUGAAGACCUACUGGACCGACAGCAGCCGGGCCCUGUCCAUCAGCCGCCUGCUGUCCCAGACCCUCUACAACAAAGAGAACUUCACCUCUCUGGAUCUGAACUACGACGACGCAGACUCGUUCUCUAAACGGGAGCAGUGGAACUGGCUUUACAACGCCUCAAACCACCGCGAUCCUCGAUCCAGAACAAAACGGAGGCCCAUCGUCAAGACCGGCAAGUUCAAGAAGAUGUUCGGCUGGGGCGACUUCCAUUCCAACAUCAAGACGGUGAAGCUCAACCUCCUCAUCACUGGUAAAAUCGUGGAUCACGGCAACGGGACGUUCAGCGUCUACUUCCGCCACAACUCCACCGGUCAGGGCAACGUGUCCGUGGGACUCGUUCCCCCGACCAAAGCUGUGGAGUUCCAGGUCCACCAGCCGCACCAGCAGUUCCACCACCAUCACCAGCAGCAGCAGCAGCAGCAGCAGACGGCUCUGGAGACCAAGGACACCAAGCUGUUCAACUGCAGGGUGGAGUACGAGAAGGUGGAGAAGGGCACCCGGAACUCACUGUGUGCCCACGACCCGUCGCAGAGCUGCCCGCAGGAGCAGACCCAGAGCCACGUGUCCUGGCUGUGCUCCAAGCCCUUCAAAGUCAUCUGCAUCUUCAUCACCUUCUACAGCACCGACUACAAGCUGGUGCAGAAGGUGUGUCCAGAUUACAACUACCACAGUGACACCCCCUACCUCCCCACCGGGUGAUCACGUGACCAGACGAGGAGGGGGGAAAGAGAGAGGAAAAAAAAAAAAAAAGACAGAGACGAGCUUCUGGUCCUGAGUCAGAUUAUUUGAAUGAAAAUGGAGUCGAGACACUUGAAACUUGAGACGUUGACAGGCAUUAAUACAGCUAACAUACACUUGUCCGCCAGACUGAUAUUGCUCCAACGAACAGACCUACCCCGAGGUCAUUACGGGAGCGUUUAGGGAAGCAUUUAUAGGCUUGCAAUACUCAUAUUAUAUGCAUAGCUGCUUACAUCGAAAAGGAAAUUCUCAAGCCAACCGUAAAAAUAUGCUGAUUGUAUUUAUGUAAAUAUUGCGGAUUCCGAACAAAGACCAGAAAACAAUUUUAUUAAUGUUUUCUCCGGCUAAUUUAGUUGUUUAUGUCGAUAGUGUAUUUCCGUCUCAAUCAUGCUUUCUGUCUUUUCCAAUCAGUCUCUGGUAAUCAUCGCAAACACGUAAAUGUCAAUGCAAAUAAGACGAAUCUGUCAGUAUGCAUUAGAGGGCAUAAUGGAAAAAGCAAACAUAUUUUGAGUGGUGUUGUUUUCUGCAGUGUGAUUGUUCGAGAGAAUAUACCUCUCCGAUAUUGUUGUUGGAAUCUCGUCCAUGUCCAUGUGCAUGAACCCGAAUGUGGUAAACGACUGAGUAACGUCCAUCUAUAUUUUCAUGUUAUCUGCAGCUGUCAGAAAUAAUCUUCAUCAAGUCACGGGGAGGUAAAAGAAGAAGAAGAAGAAGACGAAGAAAAAAAGAGUCUUUCUAUUUCAAUUCUGUGUUUAUGUGUUAGCGAUUCUUAAGGCCGAAAUUUCACCGGUUGGUUUGCUCCCAUCGGAUCAAACGUGAGCCGGCUAAUGUCGCAGUAAAUAAAUAAAAAGUUGCAGAAGACGCACGAGAUGACAGAGAUACAGAAGAUCAUUUUCUGCACUGCUCCUUUAAAAAAAACAAAAAAACAAAAUCAAACGUAACUGUGCUCUAAUUCUGCUGUUUCCUCAGUCCUGAAUUUCCAUUUCAGACAUUUAGAAGUUGCUCUUACUUUUAUGACUUUACAACAAUUCGAGUGUGAUAUAUUUCAACUCCUGUGACGAGAAGCCUGUAGUAAGAAG
This is a messenger RNA of Acanthopagrus latus (yellowfin seabream), 2021 nucleotides long. RefSeq names its product neurexophilin-1. The record is from RefSeq and is a predicted model, not a curated record. Bases 1 to 906 code for a protein of 301 amino acids. The transcript is spliced from 2 exons. Gene Ontology annotation, molecular function: signaling receptor binding. NCBI's taxonomy places the organism in Eukaryota, Metazoa, Chordata, Actinopteri, Spariformes, Sparidae.